AGGGUAGUUCAACUUCAUCUUAUACUAUCGGUAAUGUGGAUUCUAAUUCACAUAAUGAAAUUUAUGCAUUUUCUACAACACAAUCUAAUGAUUCAAAAAAUCACAAUGGUAUUGUACUUCAUUCUGGUGAUAAUAUGCAUUUAAAUUUUGUACAACAUGAUUUAAUUUUGAAACGACAAACUUUAGCAGAAUUAGAACGUGUUAGUUUACGUAGAGCUGUGGUAGAAGAACGUCGACGUUUUGCUGAAUUGCUUACUUGUUUAAAACCGGUUUUAGAUUCAAAGUUAGCCAUAUUUGGUGAUGUUAGUUUAUUUGAAGAAUCAAUUCGUGCUAUUAUUACACAUAGUUUGUAUGAUCCAAAUCAAAUACCAAGUGAUAUAGAAGAAGCCAUUGAUUAUGCUGUUGGUCAUGUGACUUCAAAUCUUUUAAGCGAUCGUAAAUAUUCAUCCUCAUCGUCGUCAACAUCAUUUGCUAGUGGUAGUCGUUCAGAGUCACGUUGUACUAUACGAUCAGCAAAACAUUCUUCUACGACGACUACUACUACUACUAUGGGCAAUGGUUUAGAUUAUGCAAACAAUACUACUAGUUUAUCUUGUCAUGCAUCUGAAUUAAGUUUACAAUCUGCAAUAUCUGUAUCGACAAAUGGAUCAUGGAAUCAUAAUCAUCAUCAUCAUCAUAAUGGCAGUGGUAGUAAUUAUUCACAGUCAACUAUUCAUGCAUCACAACAACAUUGUGAUGUAUUGUUGAAUUCUGCACAGAAUUCA
Messenger RNA from Schistosoma turkestanicum, 764 nucleotides. NCBI's taxonomy places the organism in Eukaryota, Metazoa, Platyhelminthes, Trematoda, Strigeidida, Schistosomatidae. The record is from the annotation of a GenBank genome assembly.